Molecule: messenger RNA, 447 nt
Organism: Octodon degus (degu)
Lineage: Eukaryota; Metazoa; Chordata; Mammalia; Rodentia; Octodontidae
Product: ferritin light chain 1-like
Exons: 2
Coding region: 1-447 (148 amino acids)
Biological process (GO): intracellular iron ion homeostasis; iron ion transport
Cellular component (GO): cytoplasm
Molecular function (GO): ferrous iron binding; ferric iron binding
Source: RefSeq, a predicted model, not a curated record
AUGACCUCUCAGAUUCGUCAGAAUUAUUCCACUGAGGUGGAGGCUGCUGUCAACCGCUUGGUGGACCUGCACGUGCAGGCCUCCUACACCUGCCUCUCUCUGGGCUACUACUUUGACCGAAAUGAUGUGGCUCUGGAGGGAGUGGGCCACUUCUUCCGUGAGCUGACCAAGGAGAAAGGCGAGGGAGCCGAGCAUCUCCUGAAGAUGCAAAACCGGCGCGGCAGCCGUGUACUCUUUCAAGACGUGCAGAAACCAUCUGAAGAUGAGUGGGGCAAAACCUUGGAUGCCAUAGAAGCUGCCCUGGCCCUGAAGAAGAACCUGAACCAAGCUCUUCUGGACCUUCAUGCCUUGGGCGCUGCCAAGACCAACCCCCAUAUCUGUACGUUUCCACAUGUGCUUUCAUCUUCUGGCUAUGUAUACCAACCUGGACUAACAAGGCCGAAGUGA